Molecule: messenger RNA, 1569 nt
Organism: Lucilia cuprina (Australian sheep blowfly)
Lineage: Eukaryota; Metazoa; Arthropoda; Insecta; Diptera; Calliphoridae
Product: zinc finger BED domain-containing protein 4-like
Exons: 2
Coding region: 68-1381 (437 amino acids)
Molecular function (GO): protein dimerization activity
Source: RefSeq, a predicted model, not a curated record
ACGAAGCAUAUUAGGAAUUAGUUUACAAUAUUGUUUUAAUGGAAAUAUAGUAUCUAGAGUAGUAGGAAUGAUUGAACUAAAAGGCGUUGGUUCAACUAAAUCUACAAAUUUAUCUAUCGAAAUUAUAAAAACCUUAAGGAAAUAUGACUUAAAUUUAAAUCAAGUUAUUGCAGUGACAUCCGACAAUGGGGCAAAUAUGUUAAAAACGACAUCGUUAUUGUCCAAGUGCCUUACAAAAUUUCAAGAAGAAGAGUUUUUAGAUAAUGAUAAUUAUCAGCAGCUUUUAGAAGAAAUAGAAAACGAUUGUGAUAUAGACAUGGGAGACAUAACUAUAUGCAGGUGUGCAGCACAUACGGCCCAGCUAGUAGCGAUAGACGUUAUAAAAAAUCCUAAUAUAAAAGAAUUUGUGCUUCAAUGCAGAAAUUUUACAAAAUUUUUACGAAAGCAAACAAAUGGAUUUCGAUGUUUAUUUGAGUUAAAUAAGGUACGUGUGCCCCAAAUUGACUGUCCAACGCGUUGGGGAUCUACAUACCAAAUGAUUAAAGAUUUAAAAACCGCAAAACCUUUUAUUGAAACCCAAGGAAAUACUACAUCAUUAGAUUUAUUUGAUGUUAAUGAACAAUUUUGGAAAAAUGUAGAUGAUUUUUUAGUAGUUUUUAGUCCACUUAAUGAUAUUUUGACAAAAUUUCAAGAAGAAUCUUUGCAUUAUGGUGACUUUUAUGCUAAUUGGUUGAAGUGCAGACUGUUAAUAGAAAAAAUUUUUAACAUGCCCAAUGUUAAUAGUUUCGCAAAAAUGCUAGCGGAUUUGACACUAAAAUUUAUUGACAAAAGGUCAGUGUCAUUACAUAAAAAUGAUAUACUUCUUGCAUGUAUUUAUUUCGAUCCACGAUUACAACACAAAUUAUCUCACGAUGAAAAAGAAAGGGCUAUAAAUUAUCUAAAAAAGUUAUGGGAUAGAUACAUUUCGUUAAACAAGGAAUAUGUGACCAAAUCUUCAAAUUCUAUAGAGGAAAAUAACGGUGGUGAGGAGGAAGACAUAUUAACAGCAUUUUUACGACAAGACGUAAUACAAGGAUGUGAUAUAAAUAUCUAUACAAAAAUAGAAAGGCUGAUGUUACAUUUUGAGACAAGCGAUUGUUGUGUAUUAGAUUAUUGGAAUAAAAGAAAAUCAUUGGACGAAGAAUUAUUUAUAUUAUCGAAUAUUAUAUUCGGUGUUCCUCCAACACAGGUUACAAUAGAAAGAGCUUUCUCAUCAUUAAGAAUUAUAUUAAGUGAAUCCAGAAACAGACUUAGUCCUGAAACCUUGGAAAAUAUACUAUUAGUUAAGUUAAAUCCUGCACUUUUAGAUGAGGCGAUAGGGGAACUUAGCUUACCUAAUUAAGUUAGUUUUGAAAUAUUUGCAGAAAAGUUGGAUUUUACUGCAAUAACUUCUUUAAUUUGCAAAUGGCUUUAAAUUUCUUCACAAACAACAUUUUAUUUUUUAAAAGAUUUACAUACCAAAUUUCGUGUGAAAAUUUUGUUUUAUAAACCUUUUAAAAAAAAUAAAAUUUUGUUUAUGAAUAAGGGGAU